Molecule: messenger RNA, 123 nt
Organism: Sphaeroforma arctica JP610
Lineage: Eukaryota; Ichthyosporea; Ichthyophonida
Exons: 2
Source: RefSeq, a predicted model, not a curated record
ACUGUGAGUGGCGUGACGCCAAAUGAAUUGUUUCAGCCCAUUGACAGUCCUGUCGCGGUGGAUCUCUCAGCCGACUUCUACACCGGAGGUAUCUUAUCAUCCGUAGACACACAUCCUGCAUAG